Molecule: messenger RNA, 2956 nt
Organism: Sebastes umbrosus (honeycomb rockfish)
Lineage: Eukaryota; Metazoa; Chordata; Actinopteri; Perciformes; Sebastidae
Gene: ndufaf4
Product: NADH:ubiquinone oxidoreductase complex assembly factor 4
Exons: 3
Coding region: 57-590 (177 amino acids)
Biological process (GO): mitochondrial respiratory chain complex I assembly
Cellular component (GO): mitochondrion
Source: RefSeq, a predicted model, not a curated record
CGACAGUUUGAAUAAACUUUAUUGUCCCUGGCUGUCUCUUCGGUAACGAGUGAAACAUGGGUGCUCGGGUUGCGCGUAUGUUCAGAAACUUCAACCUGGAGAACCGCGUUCACCGAGAAAUCUCCAAAGAGAAGCCGCGAGCAGCGCCGCGACACGACACCGGCCUGCCGCAGCCCUCCUCCUCCACUGACGCGGAGGCGGUGAACCAGAAGAACGACCCUCUACUGGCCCUCCUGAAGUCCGUCUAUGUGGAGUCCACAGACCCGGACCCAGCAGCAGCAGAGGCGUCAAAGGAUGUGACCGUGGGUAAAUAUGCGGAGCGGCGGCCGCUGAAGUACAGUCUACCGGGCAACCCUUACGGCAUGGUGGAGCUCACAGAUGUUCCCAAAGGCAAGCUGACCAUCGCCGAGACGCUGAAGGCCCUGAGCAGCCACCAGCGUCAGCCUGAGACGUGGACGCCGGGAAAGAUCGCUCAGGAAUAUUGUCUGGACCCGAAGGACACGAGAGCUCUUCUAGAGUUCUUCAUCCCCUUCCAGGUUCAGAUCAUACCGCCCAAGACUGAAAAGGCCAAGCAGAUAAAGGCCUCUUAGGACUGGAUGGACUGGAGGUGAAUGGUAGACAAUAGACAAAUAUAUGACCUGUAUGACUUAUUUAUGUGCAUCAAUAUAUUGCAUUAGGAGAGCGAGCUGAAGGGAACUGAUGAUAAGGCAGAAAAAGGCAGGAAAAGUUCCACAUUUUGGGAAAUUGGCUCAUGAGAGUGAGAUGAGAACGAAAUGUCAUUUCUGUGUGUAUGUAACCAUGGACAUGGUUAGCCAAGCUUAGCAUAUAGACUGGAAGGAAACAAAUAGUUCCUCAAACAAAAGAGAUACCAUGUUAAUUAGUGAGCUUUAAAGGUGUCGGGUUUUUUUUUUUUUUUUUUUUUUUUUUACUUUGGACUGAACCAGGCUAGCUGUUUCCCCCCGCUUCCAGUCUUUAUGCUAAGCUAAGCUAACCAUGUCCUAACUCCAGCUCUAUACUCGUUGUGCUCGUCACAGCUCUCUCCAAGCAAUAAUGGUGUAAGAGACUGUAGACUAUAUAGAAUGCAUAUGUGUCCAGCGAAAACAGUAUUUUGCACAAUAUAAUACAAACCCAUUUAUUUCAAUAUGGUGAGUAUAAUAUUCUUUUGUUUGAUGCCGUUAACGUCAGCAUACUGUUUAUCAGUCUUUUGUUUAAGGAGGGUUGUCAAAUCACUGAUCCGAUCCAUUCUAAUAUUUGGCACGUAUGUGAGUGCACGUCUGUGAGCAUAAAAAACAGAGCGCCUGACGCUUACAACGCAUAUAACAGCAUCCAGCAGUCCUGCAGUGACGUCUUUCUACAGGCUCACAUAGACGAUAUUGUUACUCCGCUGUGGGCUCCAGUGGCAGAUUUCUGAGCGACAUUCUGGAAAAAGAAAGAAUAUAAGGUUGUUAGAGCCUGAUUACUUGUACACUAUGGACUCCAGUAACUAGUAGGCAAACAGGAACCUGACCCGCCUGAUGGGUUUGUUUCACAGAACCAUCUGAGACUUGACAGGUGAUUGGAUGAACCAUCUGUCAGUCAAACUCUUGCAGAAGCCAGUCGGGAGAAGAGCGAAAGCAUCUUUUUACAUCUAGAAAAAGCCUUCAGUGCCGUUCUUUUGCUCUUCUUUCAAUGAAGAAAUACUCUCCAGUUCUGAUGGAACUGAUGCUAUUCCAGCUUCUACACUAACCUCCUCAGGAGCCGAACCAUUGUUGUUUAGAACCAACAGCUGCCUCUCUGUAUCAUCACACACACCUAAACCACGCCAGUAGCUACGAUUCUAUUAUUUGGCCCCCCUGACAGAAGCUGAAAAUGUCACUUUCGUAGUUUACAUCAGACUUUUUACACGAUUAGUCGCAAAACUACCAAAGAAAAACAGUGUUACAAGUAAGAAAUUGAAGCACAGAAAAGUGUUCACAGCAGACAUUUGACUUGUCAUAGCAGGAAAAGCACAGGUGUUAAAAUAACAUUAACGAUGGCUGAGGUGUUUUAAAGUGUCCCAGUAAGCCGUGACAGCAAACCAGCGUGAACAAUAAAAGGACGCUGAAACUGAAGCAGCAUCAUUCAUUAUAUUAUUUACACCUGUUGCUUUUCCUGCCGUCAUGUGUGUCAACAUGUUCCUAACAUCCUGUUUAUGUUUCAGUAAAAAAAAAUGGGUAAUACAUCUUCAAGUGAUUUUGUUAACUGUGAUAUCAAAGGUUAAUAUCAGCCUUGGAAAUCCAUUGGGUGGUAAAAAUGAAUUUGUUUUUAACCUUAAUUUCUGUAGAACAAAUGUAAAGUGUUUUAAAGCUGAGCCUAUUUUUGAUGAAAUCUGUCAAAAUGAGAGUCCAUGGCUCAUACAGUAUUCCUCCAGUGUUCCAGCUGAAAGGUGAUCUCACAGGGAAACACACACACAGCUUUCAUCAAAGAGUUUAUGAUGAUUCAUGUUUUUACUUUGAAUUUAAACAUCAUUUUCUUUCAACUAUUUGGGAGCCAAACAGCUGACAGAAAGAGAACCGUAUCAGUGGAGUCGUGUUGUUUCACUGGCUGGUGAUGUGCUGUUUUAAUGCCAGUAAUGUGGCAGUUGGGGGAAUGGAUUUAUUAAUAUGGUUUCUAGUAGCAACCAGCGCUGGAAUAUAGCCAGAGCUACUAAUGAAGUUAAUGUGUCUCAACAGCUGUGAAGUAUACCUGUGGAAGAAUGAACUUGGAACCAGCAUCAAUCUGCUGCAAAUACGCACACUUUUUUGGAAAUAAAAUAUUCUUUGUUAUUUAUGUUAUUUGAUGUUUCAUCCUUGUGAAUUAGACAUAUGUUUCAAUCUUCACUCAUUGGAGUCAACCAAGUGCCACUUAUGUCUGCUCUGUAACCAUCAGUGUUGUGUUGAAAUCCUAUUAAAACCACACAGCAAAUGAAAUGUUGAUAACACAGAGCUGACUUUUGCAA